CUUCCCUCUCUUCUCUCUAGUUGUGUUGUGUACCACUCUCACGCUGACUCCUCUUCUUCACCAACGUCUCUCUCUCUCUCUCUCCAGACAUUGAAGGCUCAGAUUCACGAUGGCUCCCGCAGCAGAUUCAGUAAAAUCUAGAGAUGUUUGCAUCGUGGGUGUCGCACGUACACCUAUGGGUGGCUUCCUCGGUUCUCUUUCUUCCUUACCUGCCACAAAGCUUGGAUCAAUAGCUAUCGAAGCUGCUCUGAAGAGGGCAAAUGUUGAUCCAUCCCUUGUCCAAGAAGUUAUUUUUGGCAAUGUCCUUAGUGCAAAUUUGGGCCAGGCGCCUGCUAGACAGGCCGCUUUAGGAGCGGGAAUCCCUAAUUCUGUUAUUUGUACCACAGUAAACAAGGUCUGUGCAUCAGGAAUGAAAGCGGUGAUGCUUGCUGCUCAAAGUAUCCAGUUGGGAGUCAAUGAGAUUGUUGUGGCGGGUGGCAUGGAAAGCAUGUCAAAUGUUCCGAAAUAUCUGGCGGAAGCAAGAAAAGGAUCUCGUUUUGGCCAUGACUCUCUUGUAGACGGAAUGCUAAAAGAUGGACUCUGGGAUGUUUAUAACGACUGUGGAAUGGGAAGUUGUGCAGAACUAUGCGCCGAGAAAUAUCAGAUAACAAGAGAGCAGCAGGAUGAUUAUGCCAUUCAGAGUUUUGAGCGUGGAAUCGCUGCCCAGGAGGACCAUGCCUUUACAUGGGAAAUUGUUCCGGUCGAAGUUUCUGGAGGAAGAGGAAGGCCAUCAACCAUUGUUGAUAAGGAUGACGGUCUUGGAAAGUUUGAUGCGGCAAAAUUGAGGAAACUUCGACCAAGUUUCAAGGACAAUGGAGGCACUGUUACAGCUGGAAAUGCAUCUAGCAUAAGUGAUGGUGCAGCUGCUCUUGUCCUAGUGAGUGGAGAGAAGGCGCUUCAGCUCGGCCUUCAAGUACUUGGAAAAGUUAAAGGGUAUGCCGAUGCAGCCCAGGAACCAGAGUUUUUCACAACUGCUCCUGCCCUUGCCAUUCCGAAAGCUAUAGGACAUGCUGGUUUAGAGGCUUCUCAAAUCGAUUUCUACGAGAUCAAUGAAGCAUUUUCUGUAGUAGCUCUUGCAAAUCAGAAACUACUCGGGCUUAAUCCGGAAAAAGUGAACGUGAAUGGUGGAGCUGUCUCCUUGGGGCAUCCUCUAGGUUGCAGCGGUGCCCGUAUACUCGUCACCCUGCUCGGGGUGCUAAGGCAGAGAAAUGGAAAGUAUGGAGUUGGAGGAGUCUGCAAUGGAGGAGGAGGAGCUUCUGCCCUCGUGCUUGAACUUGUCUGAUGCGUUUGCAUCUUCCAGGUUCUUGACUCUGGGUUUGUUCUCCAAAUUUGAAGAGCUGUCUGUCUGUUUGUUUUUCAUCGAUCUAUUUCGUCAAAUAAAGUGAGAGUAGUGAUGAUGUUUGUUCACCUGAGUUAUUGUACUUACUGUACGGACAAGAUUCCGUGGAAUUUAAUGAUGUCUUAAUUUUUAGAAACCUAAAA
Molecule: messenger RNA, 1521 nt
Organism: Tarenaya hassleriana
Lineage: Eukaryota; Viridiplantae; Streptophyta; Magnoliopsida; Brassicales; Cleomaceae
Product: acetyl-CoA acetyltransferase, cytosolic 1
Exons: 15
Coding region: 110-1321 (403 amino acids)
Biological process (GO): fatty acid beta-oxidation
Molecular function (GO): acetyl-CoA C-acetyltransferase activity
Source: RefSeq, a predicted model, not a curated record